This is a messenger RNA of Lactuca sativa (garden lettuce), 2976 nucleotides long. RefSeq names its product G-type lectin S-receptor-like serine/threonine-protein kinase LECRK2. Gene Ontology annotation, molecular function: ATP binding; protein serine/threonine kinase activity. Gene Ontology annotation, biological process: protein phosphorylation. The record is from RefSeq and is a predicted model, not a curated record. Lineage: Eukaryota; Viridiplantae; Streptophyta; Magnoliopsida; Asterales; Asteraceae.
CCAUGCAUUCGUAGAUUGUGUACCAGCGACAAGUGAGGAUCCCAAAUCAAUGGAUCCUCCGUCAACCUUUGUCUCCACUAAUUGAAAGAUGAACAGAAAAACAAGCAUUAAUGAGGCCAUGAUCACAAGCUAUACGGAUAAGUCUUGGCGGAUGCACGGAAAAGGUCAAAGAAUCCACGGAAAAGGUCUAAUGAGUGUUGUCUACUUUUCUUCGGGAAUAUUCGUUGUGGGCCAUGAAUCUACCGUUAGCAACUUCACAUUUUUUCCACACGCUUUCUGGAUUAGGGUAGACUUGACUGAAUUCCUGUACAUUGGUAGUAAAUAUAUUCAGGUGGGAAGGCGAAGGGGGUCAACUAGCAGUCAAGAUAAAAAUAUCGAUCUAUCAUUUUACUUCAAUUCGGUUUCUUCUUAUUUUGCUGAUUUGGUGCUCUUAAUUAUAGCAUCUCACUCUCACCUCUCUAAUAUGGCCUUCAUGUUACUUAUCUUCCUAAGACUAUUCUUUGUUUUAGUAAUUACCCAAGGAUCUGACUUCACCUCCUCUAAUAUUACCUUAGGUUCCUCAUUGAUCCCAGACACAAACCCUUCAUGGCGCUCACCUUCUGGCCUUUUUGCAUUUGGUUUCUACCGGCAAGAUGACGGUUUUGCAGUUGGGAUAUGGCUCGCAAGCAAAUCAGAAAUCACAGUUGUUUGGACUGCAAAUCGUGAUGACCCACCCGUCUCUACAAACAGUAGUAUUGAGCUCACCGGAGAUGGUUGGUUGCUUCUCCACACUACUGACGGUGAGGAUAAAAACAUCACAAGUCAGAGUUUUCAGGCGACCUCAGCUUCUAUUCUGGAUUCGGGUAAUUUUCUACUCUACGAUCAAUCUAGUGUCAUAUGGGAAAGCUUUGCUUACCCUUGUGAUACAAUAUUAGGAGGGCAAAAACUAGCUAUAAGGGAUCAGCUAGUCUCUAGUGUCUCCGCUUCUCAGCACACGAGUGGAAAGUUUUUUCUUCGUAUGCAGGAUGAUGGAAACCUUGUGGCUUACCCUCUAAUAAAGACCAGAGGCAGUGAUGACUCAUACUGGUCCAGUGGAACGCUUUAUUCAAAUUAUGAGUCAUUGAACCUCAGCCCUACUGGGUCUCUGUCCAUGGUGGGGUUUGGUGUCACAGAGAGGGUAUUGAAUUCAACAAGGAGCCUAGAGUCGAGAAAGAACGUCGACACAGUAAUCUUCCGUGCUACUCUCAAUUGGGAUGGUAACUUUGUUUUGUAUUCCCACAGAUUCACAAGCCCCUCAAGUAACUUGACUAGCAUAAUGAAAACGGAAUGGGCAGCCUUACAGGAUCCGUGUGAUGCCAAAGGAAUAUGCGGUUUUAACAGUUACUGCAGUUCUAGCACUUCCGGAAAUUUUCAGUGCCAUUGCUUUCCUGGUUUCUUAUUUGUCAACGGGACAAGAAAUGUCACGUCCAACGGCUGUUACAGAAACUUCACCGACGAGGAAGCCUGCAACCGGAAACCAGGGCUACAACUUUCCUACAAUAUUACUGUAUUGGACAAUAUGAUGUUGCUUGUACACUACGCUUACAGCUCGGUGAUGAAUCUUAGCAAGGAAGGCUGUCGCCAAUCUUGCUGGGAUGACUGCAACUGCUGGGCAGGUCUGUAUGCAGAAGAUGGUAGUUGCAAAAAGCUCAAGGUUCCCAUCGUUUAUGCAGUGCUUAGUAAAAGCAGGUUAACCACAGUCUUCAUUAAAACUAGUUUCCCAUAUAAAGAAGUCAAAGAACCACAGUUACGAGGCUCAAGGAACAUAGAUGUAAUCGUGGCUGAAAGGAAAAAACUUGUUUCCAUUCUAGGCAUAACACUUGGUUGCAUUGCUCUUAUGUGUUCGGUGUUGGCAUUCUCUGCUUUCUUCUUCUACAGAGUGCAUGCUCAUAGGUACCAAGCGAUAUCAGAAACUGUUGAUAAUGGGUUUUAUAGAGAUCAUUUUUCUCUACGAGCAUUCUCAUUCGACGAGCUUCAGAAAGCAACAGAUGGUUUUAAGGAAGUGAUAGGCAGAAAUUCUUAUGGGGAAGUCUAUAAAGGCUUUAUUUCAGAUGGCAGCAAGGCUGUUGCUGUGAAGAGACUGGAAAGGAUGUUUGAAGGAGAAGGACGGUUUCGAGCAGAAAUUACUGCUAUUGCUCAAACUCAUCACCGCAACUUGGUCCGUUUACUUGGUUUCUGCAUACAGGGAGCUACAAAGCUACUUGUUUAUGAGUUUAUGAGCAAUGGCUCACUGGAAGAUGUUCUCUUUAACGCGGAAGCACCACCUGGAUGGAAAGAACGUGUCAGAGUGCCACUGGAUGUGGCAAGAGGAAUCUUGUAUCUUCACGACGAGUGUGAAGCUCGUAUAAUACACUGCAAUAUAAAGCCUCAUAAUAUUCUGUUUGAUGAGGCUUGGACUGCUAAGAUCUCUGAUUUUGGGUUAUCAAAGCUAUUGAGGUCAAAUCAGAGCGGAACCCUCUUGAGUGUCAGUGGUGAUCGUGAUAGGGGAACAAGAGGAUACCUGGCACCUGAGUGGCACAAGAACACGUUAAUCUCCACCAAGGUGGAUAUCUACAGCUUCGGGGUUGUACUUCUGGAGAUUUUGUGUUGCAGAAAUAGUAUGGAGAUAGAUGUUCUUUCUACUUGGGUUUACAAUUGUUUUAUAGACAAAGACUGGAGUAGGCUGACGGGAGAUGAAGAAGUAGAUGUCAACAUGUUGGAGAAGAUGGUGAAAGUUGGAUUGCUGUGCAUUCAAGAUGAUCCAGAUGCAAGGCCUUCUAUCAAGAAUGUUAUCCUGAUGUUAGAAGGAACUGCUGAUAUUCCAAUCCCUCCAUCACCAACUUCUCCUCAUCUGAUCUAGUUUGAUCGUUUGUUAUCUUAAUUUUGCCUUGUGGGUUUUAUUUGAAAUACUGCUUGUUGUCAUUCAUCCAGAGACAAAGCCAUAUCCUUUCUAUUUACCAUGUAAUAAUUAUUCGAAGA